Bicyclus anynana (squinting bush brown) is the source of this 1701-nucleotide messenger RNA. Its product is annotated as C-type mannose receptor 2. The transcript is spliced from 6 exons. The coding region runs from base 96 to 1055 and encodes 319 amino acids. The record is from RefSeq and is a predicted model, not a curated record. Lineage: Eukaryota; Metazoa; Arthropoda; Insecta; Lepidoptera; Nymphalidae.
AGAAAAAAAACCCCACCAUUUUCCUUAUACACACCUGUUUACCUAGUAGUCACUCGUGUCCAGUCGGUGUUAGAGUCCUCGUGAGUCAAUACAUAAUGAUUAGAUUAAUAAGUUGUUUUGUUUUUGCUGCAUUUUUGUGUAGUACUACAGAAUGUAAGCGCUACAGAUAUGAUUAUUCAUACGACUGUGACGUGGACGGAUGGUUCAAGCUUCACCUGGUGCCAACCACGUGGCACGACGCCUGGCUGCGCUGCCAGCUCGAAGGGGCAGUUCUAGCAUCUCCCGACAACAUAUACAUGAACCUGGCGAUGAGGAAUGUCAUGAAGAAUAAUCAAAUCACGUGGAAUGGCGUCUUCACUGGGAUUCACGCUACAUUCUCCAAAGGGGACUUCUUUUCCGUUGAAGGGAUUCCUUUAUCCAAAAUGCAAAUAGAGUGGAUGCCAGUGGAACCUGACAACAAGAUCAACAACGAAGACUGCAUCCUCUUGGUCUCCAACGGCACCAUCGCGGACGUGAACUGCGACGAAGUGCACCCUUACAUGUGCUUCAAAAAGAAGACCAAGAACAUGGUGUUUAAUGGAUGUGGUACAUUUGACCAAGAGUACAACUUGGACCCUCGGACCGGGAGCUGCUACAAGUUCCACCGCGUCCCCCGGAACUGGACCCGCGCGUUCAUGACCUGCGCAGCCGAGGGGGGGCACCUGGCCAUCAUCAACAGCGAGCAGGAAGCCAACGUCCUCCGAGAGCUGUUCGAGAAGAACCCACAGAAGUCCAUCAUCGCUGCUAUCCCUGGCAUCAUGAGGGACAUCAUGCACGUCGGAUUCCACGAUUGGGGCGAGCGUGGUGUCUGGACUACUAUUGACGGUAAAUCGCUCAUCGAGGCCGGGUUCAAUCUAUGGGCGGAGGGGCAGCCCGACAACGCGCCGCCGGGCGAGUACUGCGGGGGGAUGUUCCGCAACGGACGCCUGGACGACGUGUGGUGCCACGAGCGCGGGACCUUCGUCUGUGAGAAGAGCCCUGACAGCCUCCUACAUGAAGAAGAUCUUUCAAAAUAACCAGUUAUCAUCGUCACAAUCAUCAACAGUAUCAUCAUCUUCUGAUAGAGGUCUCCCAGUAAGAACCUUAGAAGAAUGAAAGAAGAAAGAGUUCCUUACACCUUGAGACCCUAACGGCCAUAAAGGGGGAGGAUGAAUUUGACGGCGCCCCACAUGACAAGUCGACCAACGCUGCCUUUUUUCGGUGUGGGGUUGCAACCCCAGCACCAUAUGGCCCUAAUGACCUUACUCGGCUCUUCUAAUUUUUGCUCCGUCUAUUGCCACGUCGUCUUUGCGACUCGUUGAGUUAUACGUCUUUGGUUUUUCUGAUUCGAUAUUUCCUUAUUUCUGAUUCGUUCAUAGAGAUAAUCCGAGCAUAGGUCACCAUCUCUUGUGGGUGCUUGUGACUGUGAGCCUCCUUAUGAGGUCCAAGUACUUUCAGACUAAGCAUAGAACAUUUUAAAAAUAAAUUUUGUGGUUUCAAAUAAUUUGCCUUUGUUCAAGUAAAUGCCUCACUAAUUAAAAUGACAUUUUCAAAGUAUAAUUUAAAGGAUAGACGUCGAUAUUGUCAGUAAAAGUUAUUAGGUUAGUAUAAAUUUAAUUUGAUUAUAUUUUUCAAUAGGUAUGACUUUUUUAAAUAUAUGAAAAAUUUUGUUUUUGUGUAUAA